Molecule: messenger RNA, 921 nt
Organism: Sorex araneus (European shrew)
Lineage: Eukaryota; Metazoa; Chordata; Mammalia; Eulipotyphla; Soricidae
Gene: RHOF
Product: ras homolog family member F, filopodia associated
Exons: 5
Coding region: 298-918 (206 amino acids)
Biological process (GO): cell migration; small GTPase-mediated signal transduction
Molecular function (GO): GTPase activity; GTP binding
Source: RefSeq, a predicted model, not a curated record
GAGCCGGCCAAUCAGAGGGUCCCUGCUGGAGCCGAGCUGCCAAUCAGGGGCACCUGCUCCGGAGUGGGGGGAAACGAUAGCCCUGGCGCGUGGGGCCGGGACGGAAGCGCGCGUACCCCGGCGGCGGCAGUGCCUCUGGGACCCGCACCCAGGCGCGGAGGUGGGCCGGGGCGGCUGCCUGGCGGAGGCGGCGCCGGCGGGCGGGGCGGGCGGGCGGCCGCGACCCCGCCCCCCGGCGCGCCCCGCUCGCAGUGUCCCGCUCCCGCCGCAGCGAGCCAGUGCAGCGGGCUCGGGGCCAUGGACGCCCCCGCCGCCCCGGGCCCGGGCCCGGCCCGCAAGGAGCUCAAGAUUGUGAUCGUGGGCGACGGCGGCUGCGGCAAGACGUCCCUGCUCAUGGUCUACUGCCAGGGCGCCUUCCCCGAGCACUACGCCCCCUCCGUGUUCGAGAAGUACACGGCCAGCGUGAUGGUGGGCAGCCAGGAGGUGACCCUCAACCUCUACGACACCGCGGGGCAGGAGGACUAUGACCGCCUGCGGCCCCUGUCCUACCAGAACACGCAGCUGGUGCUCAUCUGCUACGACGUCAUGAACCCCACCAGCUAUGACAACGUGCUCAUCAAGUGGUUCCCUGAGGUCACGCAUUUCUGCCGGGGAACCCCCAUGGUGCUCAUCGGGUGCAAGACUGACCUGCGGAAGGACAAGGAGAUGCUGCGGCGGCUGCGGGCGGCACAGCUGGAGCCCAUCACCUACAUGCAGGGCCUGAGCACCUGCGAGCAGAUCCGGGCCGCCCGCUACCUGGAGUGCUCGGCCAAGCUCCGCGAGAACGUGGAGGACAUCUUCCGGGAGGCGGCCAAGGUGGGCCUGAGCGCGCUCAAGAAGGCGCAGCGGAAGCAGCACCGACGGUGUCUCCUGCUCUGACCC